Messenger RNA from Columba livia (rock pigeon), 1944 nucleotides. Its product is annotated as TBC1 domain family member 17-like. Bases 19 to 1929 code for a protein of 636 amino acids. The transcript is spliced from 15 exons. Lineage: Eukaryota; Metazoa; Chordata; Aves; Columbiformes; Columbidae. Gene Ontology annotation, molecular function: GTPase activator activity. Gene Ontology annotation, biological process: activation of GTPase activity. The record is from RefSeq and is a predicted model, not a curated record.
GAUUUAGAAAGAGCCCACAUGGGUCUGGGUCAGUGUGCACUGGGGCAUUGGGUCCUGUACUGGUCUGUACUGGUCCAUACUGGUCCAUACUGGUCCGUACUGGUCUAUACUGGUCCGUACUGGUCCAUACUGGUCUGUACUGGUCCGUACUGGUCUGUACUGGUCCAUACCGGUCCAUACGGGUCCGUACUGGUCCGUACUGGUCCCUACUGGUCUGUAUUGGUCCAUACUGGUCUGUACUGGUCCAUACUGGUCCAUACUGGUCCAUACUGGUCUGUCCCGGUUCCGCAGCCGGACGGGCUGGUGCUGCAAUGGGAACCGCUGGAGCAGCCGUGGGACCCCCCCGGUGACACCGCCGCCCCCCCCGUUGCCGAGGAGCCCCCCGACCCCGGUUACGAGCCCGAUUGGGCCGUGCUGAGCCCCCCCCAGCGCCCCCCCCGGCCCCCAGGCUGGCGGGGCGGGUUCCGGCUGGCGCUGCGGGAGCUGCGGGGGCUGCGCCGCGGCCCCCCCGGGCUGGGCCCCCCCUUCCUGCUGCUGCUGCCGCGGGACGGGCCCUGUGUCCCCCCCCUGCACUUCCCGCGGGGGGGGCACCGGAACCUGCUCAGGCUGCUGGGCCCCCACCUGCACCCGUGCCCCCGGGACCCCCGGCUGCUGCUGGUGACCCCCCCCCAGGACCCCCCCCAGCCCCCCUCCCCCGGCCUCGUCACCCGGCUGCUGCAGGGCCCCGUGGGGGGGCUGAGCCGGCUCCUGGGGGGGCCCCGAGGCCACGCCCCCCGGCAGGAGGGGGCGGAGCUGGAGGCGGAGCCAGAUUUCGAGGUCAUCACCUGUGUGAGGCUGGGGCCCCGCCCCGCCCCCCCGCGGGGGCCGCCAGUGACGCCAGAGGAGUGGGGGCGGAGUUUCGACAGCGAGGGGCGGAGCCUGGACCCCCAGGGGCUGCUGCUGCGGAUCUUCCGGGGGGGGCUGAGCCCGGAGCUGCGGCCCGAGGGCUGGAGGCGGCUGCUGGGGCUGCGGGGCUGGGGGGACCCCCCGAAACCCGACGGGGAGCAGAGGUCGGGGUACACGCGGAUGCAGCUGCAGUGGCGCUCGCUCAGCCCGGGGCAGCUGCGCAGGAACCGCCUGCUCAGCACCUACAGGAGGCGCCUGGAGCGGGACCUGGGGCGCUGCCCCCCCCACGGCCCCCCCCGGGCGCUGCUGCGGGACGUGCUCAUGACCCACUGCAUGUUCCACUUCGACCUGGGGUACGUGCGGGGGAUGGGCGAGGUCCUGGCCCCCCUGCUGGGGGUCACCCCCCUGGAGCACGAGGCCUUUUGGGGGUUCUGCAGCAUCAUGGAGAUGGUGGGGAGCAGCUUUGGGCCGGGCCGGGCGGGAAUGGGGCGGGUGGUACAGCCCGAGCUGGGGGAGGACAUGGGGUGCAGGGGGGUGUCCCGGUGCUGCCGGCGGUGGCUGCAGCUGCGGUUCCAGCCCUGGCUGGGGACAGAGGGGACACGGCGGGUCUGGGAGGUGCUGUGGACGGGUCUCCCGUGCCCCAACUUCCACCUGCUGCUGGUGUUUGUCCUGCUGGAGGUGACACGGGACGUGUCCCCAGCGCACGGGGACCCCCCGGGGGCCCCCCCAGGGGACGGUGACAGUGACAGCGACAGCGACAGUGACAGUGACGAGGUCCCCGCGGUGCCGCUGGAUGCGGAGCGGGUGCUGAGCGCCGCCGAGGGGCUGUUCCUGCAGCUGCGGGGGGCGCCGGAUCUGCCCCCGGCGCUGCGGGAGCUGCUGGGAAUGGGGAGCCCCCCCCUUGCCCCCCCCCGGACGCCGGGGUCCCCCCCACGGAACCUUAAUGGGGGGGGGUCCUUCCCCCCCGGACGCCUGGGUCCCCUCGAGGGGUCCCCCCGGACGCCUGGGUCCCCUCGCCCCCCCCCCCCCCCAACCCCCAAAUAAAGACGUUUUUGUUCA